AGAGUCUUCAUGAAAGUAAAAAGUUCCCCCCGCCUUAAAGACCCAGGUGGGACGGUCCAGGUGUCCCCCUCAGCAGCCAGGCAGACUGUUAGAUCCUACAGCAGGAAGAAACCACAGAGCAAGAGUCAGCUGAAGAUCUUGCCUCUGUCAUCUGCGAGCAGUGAAGAAGACUCCUCUGUGAUGAAGACUCCAGCCAGAAAGACGGCCGAGCUUCUGUUUGACCAGAUCCGAUACUCCACGCCUUCACACCCCACAGACUCUCCAAACUGCUCCCAUCUAAACUCAGGUGAUCCUGUGGGGGCGGAGCUACAAAUCUCUCAGGAGCAGACAGAUGACUUUGGAGGAGGCAGCUCUCCUAAAAAAAAGGAAGUCUUCAGUUCUGAAAGGAAGAGAUCCGCUCCAGACUCAGGCUACCUGUCAGACCAAACUGAGGGCCCUUUGGCCCACAAAAGGGGUGCGGAGCCUCAGCCAGAGGGGGAGGAGUCAAACUCAUUCCUGACAGCGCCGACAAAGAGAUUGAACUCGCCGCUGGUCUCAGAGGGGUCACCUGAGGGGCCGGAGCCACCAGAGGAGGAGGCAGGGCUGCCUGAUGAAGGGCUGAACCACAUGUUGAGAAGGAGGGGCCUGUGAUGGAUGCAGGGGUGGAGUCAGGCCUAACCACCAGCAUCACAGCUGCCUUCAACACCUUCAGAACACAACUAGAACAACACUUCACUGGCAUCUGGCAGAACGUCGAAACUGAAGUUCUUCAGUCUCUAAGAGAGUGUCAGCAACGUGUCUCUUCACUGCUGACCUCUGUCCACAAACAAAGGUGUGUGUUGCUGCAGACGUUCGAGAACAGCGUCACUGAUCAGCUGAACCGACUGCAAGAAAACUCAACCAGCCUGAAUGCCAUAAACACACAGAUCCUGAAUUUUAUCCAGUCAGAGAUGCAGCGACUGGGCUCCUUCUGCGACGAACAUCUGCAGAGGUUGAAGUCUUUGGAAGGUGGAGAGUCUGGGCCGUCCGGCCACUGAAGGAGGAGAAUAGUUUUGUUUUUGUGUCUUGAGUUAAAUAGUCAAUUUCUUCUCUGAAGGCAGAAAAACUAAUAAAGCAAAGUUGACUUGAAAACCA
Molecule: messenger RNA, 1113 nt
Organism: Micropterus salmoides (largemouth bass)
Lineage: Eukaryota; Metazoa; Chordata; Actinopteri; Centrarchiformes; Centrarchidae
Exons: 12
Coding region: 10-630 (206 amino acids)
Source: RefSeq, a predicted model, not a curated record